GGUUCCGCGGACACCUCAAUGUUGCAUCAUUUCCUUGUUGAUGGACUCGAUCAAAACGCCGCCAUUCGGCCGCUGUCCGAUUUCGGCACCGCACCGGGACAGCUCAGGCUAAACUGCGACGAGUCGGUGGGGGGAGGCCCGACAGUUUGGACGACUUUAGAGUACAGCGCGGCCGUGCGAGAGUACCGCAAUUAAACAAAAGUGAUUGAGUAAUGCUAUUUGAUGCACUCUCCGGCCGUCCAAACAGACUGCUGUUGCUACCAAAAGGAGGAGGCCAUGGGGGAGAGGUUAAUCUAAGCUCAACUCGCGUUGUUCAGAAAAGUUCCAGGUCACCACCAGAGUCGGAGGAAAACAUUGCCCGCGGUGGCGCGCACGAAAAUGUUAAAUGUAAAAGUACUUCCUCGCCGAGAUUCGCUGCCUUAGGUACCACGAAAGCGAACCACAGCGAAACAACGCCCGGUGAUAACGAACGCUGGCAAAAGGGGGAACGUCGCGGUACGGAAGAUGUUAGCAUAACGCCGAAGCAGCAACUCUCCGUCCAGACAAAAACAUAGCGUAUGCUCGAAUAACAUGCUGCAACCUGGGUCGAGGGUGUGAUGGCCGUUGAAAGGCAUACAGCGGAGAAGCAGCAGCAGGCAGCAACCUCACCGCCGCCACCACGAAAACGGUACGCGAAGAGCGCGCAGCACCGAUAAAACAAAGGCAACGUUUGUAUCCACACAUGGCGGUGGUGGCUCGAGAGAAGGAACAGAAAAGAGCGACGGCAAAACAAAACGGCCACGAAACAGGAAGGCGAUCAUAAUAACGGUGCAAAACAAAUGAAGAGAUAUAUAAGUAUGAGUGGGUGCUUUCGCCUCCCCCUGUCCUGAGCCAACGUGCAGCCUCUUUGACGCGACGCCUGCGAAGGCAAAAGUCGACGGUCCUCCGUCACACUAUCUCAUCAUCACCUAUGCACUGCGGAGGGGUGGAAGUAUGUAACCCUUGCCCCCGCCACACAUACACGCGCACGGAAUGAGUCCAUUUUCAAUCGUGAAUUAUUCCCCGUGGUUUGCUAAUUAAUUGACAUAGUUCUUCUGGGCUGAAUGCGGGCGGUGGGAUGUGUGCCUUGGGAGGCAUACGUUUCAUACGCGGUAGCAACGGUUCGAGAGCUAUUAAGAUGCGCCAAGUGGAAAGUGGAAAAAGGUUGUUAGUUACCAUAUUUUCUUUGUGCUUCGCCGUGGCUCACCGGCUCUCUGUGUUCGCCCCCUGAGCCGCGGCUUUUCCGGAGGUGUCCCGUUGGGAGGGUCUCUUACCCCGCGCCGGGAUGCAUAAAGGUGAAAUAUUUGCUAAUGAGAUGGAGCUUGUUGUGUAUAUGCAUAAAAGUGUAUUUAACGUAACACCGAUAUGAACGUGACCGCUUGCAUUGCGGGGGGAAGCGGACCGGGGAUAUCACACAGUGGGUGAGGAAAAGCAACCAGAUGGCUUGCUGGCCAAAUCCAAAGGGUGAUUGUAUUUAAAUUAACUUUGAAAGUUUGCUACUUUACUAAAAUAUUUUCAUCUUUCUAUCUGGAAAACCUUUGUGUCGCUUAAAUUGCACCAUUUUAUAAUUUAUGAUUCAUUCAAACUCAUUUAAUUCAUCAUACAGUCGGUAGCAUUUUAAUCAAAUUAAAAGCUCGCAAAAAAUCAAUACUUUCAAAACUUUAAAUUGCAUCCAUUUAUUUCACCCAAAAAAAAAAAAGAUCCGACCGGAGAUGGGAGAGCUUUAGG
Anopheles merus is the source of this 1746-nucleotide messenger RNA. RefSeq lists its product as uncharacterized. The coding region runs from base 213 to 554 and encodes 113 amino acids. The transcript is spliced from 2 exons. Lineage: Eukaryota; Metazoa; Arthropoda; Insecta; Diptera; Culicidae. The record is from RefSeq and is a predicted model, not a curated record.